AUGAGGCUUCAAAAUCCCAACAUCUUGACGGUGGUCAUCCUGUCCCAGCUGGUGCUGCGUCGUCAGAAGUCGUCCUACAAUUAUCUCCUGGCCCUGGCGGCCGCCGACAUCGCGGUCCUGCUGCUCAUAGUUUUUGUCGACUUCAUACUGGAGGACUUCAUCCUGGCCGCGCCGUUGCCGCCAUCCGUGAACAGCGCCGUGCAGGUGCUGGAGUUCUGCUCCAUCCACACGUCCAUCUGGAUCACCGUGCCCCUCACCGUUGACCGCUACAUCGCCGUCUGCCACCCGCUGCGCUACCACACCGUCUCGUACCCGGCGCGCACGCGGAGGGUGAUUUUCGCCGUGUACGUCGGCUGCCUGCUCUCGGCCGCGCCGUACUACUGGUGGCCCGAGUUGUGGCACAGUUCGCCCGCCGUGGUCGGCGACGGCGGCGGCGAGAGUAACGGUCGAACGGCGGCCCAACACGUCCUGGUGUGGGCCCACUGCGCCACCGUCUACCUCCUCCCCUGCGCCGUCUUCUUCACCCUCAACGCCGUCAUCGUGCGCAAGCUGCGUCGCCGCCGCAGCUGCUUCCGCAUGCGCGGCUACUCCACCGGCAAGACCACCGCCAUCCUGCUCGCCAUCACCUCCAUCUUCGCAGUUCUGUGGGCGCCCCGCACCCUCAUGAUUCUUUACCACUUCUACUCGCCGCCUCCGGCCUCGCCGGGCGCCGGCCGGCUGCUGCACGCGCUGACGGACUUGGCCAACAUGCUGGCCUUGCUCAACACCGGCGUCAACUUCUUCCUCUACUGCUUCAUCAGCAAGCGUUUCAGGGCCAUGGCGGCCAACGUGCUGCAAGCGCUGGUCCGCUGCCGAAAGCAGCCGCAGCCUUUCUACGCCAGCCACAAUUUCUCCAUCACGAGCAGUCCGUGGAUCUCGCCCGCCAACUCCCAUUGCAUCAAGAUGUUGGUGUACCAGUACGACAAAAACGGGAAGCCGAUUUGUAUUUCCUCUUGA
Messenger RNA from Syngnathoides biaculeatus (alligator pipefish), 996 nucleotides. It is a transcript of the gene gpr139, whose product is annotated as G protein-coupled receptor 139. The transcript is spliced from 2 exons. Gene Ontology annotation, biological process: G protein-coupled receptor signaling pathway. The record is from RefSeq and is a predicted model, not a curated record. NCBI's taxonomy places the organism in Eukaryota, Metazoa, Chordata, Actinopteri, Syngnathiformes, Syngnathidae. Bases 1 to 996 code for a protein of 331 amino acids. Gene Ontology annotation, molecular function: G protein-coupled receptor activity. Gene Ontology annotation, cellular component: membrane.